Molecule: messenger RNA, 3274 nt
Organism: Microplitis demolitor
Lineage: Eukaryota; Metazoa; Arthropoda; Insecta; Hymenoptera; Braconidae
Product: ankyrin repeat domain-containing protein 27
Exons: 4
Coding region: 540-3176 (878 amino acids)
Biological process (GO): early endosome to late endosome transport
Cellular component (GO): tubular endosome; plasma membrane; late endosome
Molecular function (GO): SNARE binding; guanyl-nucleotide exchange factor activity
Source: RefSeq, a predicted model, not a curated record
ACAAACAUAUAUAUACAUAUGUAUAUUUAUUUAUAUCAUAUCCACAUAUAAAGAAUUUCAUAAAAAAGAAGUUGGGGUAUCCGAGCUAUGCAUAUAUUUAUUUUCUUAGUUAAUCAGUAAUUAUAUUUAAUUAUAAUUACGAGUUGGAAUAUCUGAUACAAAUAUUUUUUUAACUGACGUCACGUGUUUUUGUGAUAAUUCGAAGAGCAGUUUAAAUUUUUUUGUUUUUGUCAAUAAAAAUUGCGGUAAAAAUUAAGGGCCUAGUAAUUAACCAGGACCUAGUUCCUGAACUUUUUUUAAAUUUAUUUUAUUUUUUUUUUAAAUUGAUACUGGUAUCAAGUGACAGCUUUAAAAUAAAUGAUAAUUAUCAAAAUUGAAUUAAUUAUUUAAAAAAUGUGUCUGUUUAUGUGCAAUUCAAAACUGAUAUUAGUUUAAAUACCAAGUAAUUAAUAAUGUUGAUUACAGAAUCCAACAUCUUGAAUUGCAUAAAUAUAUAGAUAUUCUUUUUAUAUUAAUGGAUCACAGCUACAAGCCCGAGUAUGGAGUCAACUUACGACGAGAAUUUAUCAGAAAAUAUAUUUUUGCGUUCACUUGAAACAAAUUACAGUGAAAUAUUUAAAAAAACAGUCGACAACAACUGGAUAAUUUGCGUACCACGUACAGGCAGUUUUAAAAAUAAUUAUAUUGUAACUGAGACUGAUGUGUCAGGACAUGUGCUGAUGCCUCAGAGUCAGGAUGACGACUUCGAUCAUCAACAGACAUUUAAAACAAUCACCGGUAAUAAAAUAUUGUUAAUAAACCGUCAUCUGAGUUUCAAAGACCACGAGUUCAAUAACAAAACGUCUAGGUUGCUUUUUGAGGAAACAUUUUACACGGAUAAUUUAUUAAAGUAUACAGUUUGGUGCAUUGAACGACCGCUGACACCUGGAUCACUGGAUCUAGACAAUGAUGUUGUGGUUUUAUCAAACGUCGGUGACUGUAUGAAUUUUUUAUGGACAGAAGUUGAUGAUAAAAAUUUAUUUCGUGACUUGGAUUACUUGAUUGAGUCGUUUGAAAAUUUGCAUAAAAACAAUUUUUACAAAAAUAGUAUAGAAGCACAGCGACAACUGAUUGAAAAAUUGUAUCACGAGUGUUUGGAUAAAAUAAUAAACACAACAAAAUUACAUGAAAAAAUAACAAGUCCGCAUUAUUGUCGUACUAUUAAAUUAGCCGUUGAAAGUUACGUUUUGUAUGGGUUACGUAAUCUAUUACCGGGUGCUGUGUCAACGACUACGUCUCAAGACGACGCGAAAUUAAAUAAAAUAAUAAAAAAUCUUUAUAAAUUGGAACUGAAGGAUCUAACAGACAUUCGUCAUGAUAUACAGUCAGGAAUAGCACGUGGUAAAAUUGAAUUAUCACGGUUGGAUACAUUUGUCACGGUGCUUGGUAAAGUCGGAUGUUUGAAACGCGCAGUACACAAUAUAUCAGAAAAUUAUACAAUAAGUUCUGAUGAUUUAUUGCCAAUACUCAUUUACAUUGUUGUCCGUACCGGUUUACCCAAUUGGAUUGCGCAGUUGGAAUUUAUGAAACAAUUGAGAUUUUCAGCUGAUGCGUCAAAUGAAUCUGAUGAAGUUGGAUUCCUCAUAACAACUUUAGAAGCCGCUGUGGAACACAUAAGAUCUGGUGAACUGUCUGUGGAAAAUCAAAAAAUUUCUCUAGUCAAAUCUCUAGAUGACACACCAUCGUCAUCGCAAGAUAAAUCAACCGCUGCGACAGUAAAUGAAUUUUUUACCGCCGUUCAAAAGUGCGAUUUGGAUAAAAUCGAGAUAAUUUUAAAUCAAAAGAAACAAAAGCCAACAUUAGAAUCAAAACUCUGCCACCCAUUGUGUCGGUGCGAGAAGUGCGAGUCCAGUUUCACUGAAAUUCAAUUGGCGCAGUCUAGUAGGCCGAGCAUUAACUCCAAGGACGACAGUGGCAGAACAGCACUUCAUAUUGCCAGCUUGUGCGGACACGUGGCAGUAGUUGACUUUUUGUUGAUACACCACGCAGAUCCAAAUGAUGUGGACGCCGAAGGUGUCACUCCACUUCACUGUGCAGCAAUGCGAGGUCACCAAAAUACUGUUUUGCUUCUGCUGCAUGCCAACGCGGAUCCAAGAAUACCUGACAAUCGAGGAAAUAGUCCACUGCACUUGGCAACAGACAGCGGACACGAGGGCUGUGUUAAAGCACUGCUUUAUUUUUCUGAACAAAUGGGAGUGUCAAUAAAUACGAGCUGCACUAAUAAUGUUGGAGAUACUCCACUGCAUUAUGCUUCCAAAUGGGGCUACAUGACCAUCGUUGAAAUUUUACUAGAGCAUGGAGCUAAGAAACGCGUCGCUAAUCGACGUGGCCAGACGCCCUUGACUAUUGCGCAUAAUAGUCACAUACUGCGACGUCUUGAAGAACAUCCAGAUACCGUGGAAACGGUUCGCCGGGUUAGGAAUCGCCGCAGUCACCAACAAUCUCAUGAAUUAAAGUCUAAAAUUAUACAUAACAAAAAUACUUCAGUAUGUGAAGAGGCGCCAGAUAAAAUUCAAAAAGUUGACAAGCUAUUGGCUGCAAUCUGCAGCGGGGAUAUUAGACUAGCUUGCUACUAUCUGGGACUUGAAGGUCCACCAGUAAAACCCGCUGAUGAAAAUCCACGUCUCUGCCAUCCUCUUUGCGUUUGUGAAAAGUGCGCGCCUUUGGAAGAAGCAGCAGAUCAAGACAACCGGACGAUAGCCUUAGGAUUAAAUGUCUCGAAUGCUCGAGGAGAGACAGCUCUCCAUUACGCCAGUGCUAUUGGUCUCGUUGAAUUGGUUCAGAUUUUACUUGACGCGGGAGCUAACGUAAACUCCCGAACGACAAACAAAAAUCGUACGCCUCUUCACAUCGCCUGUCUCUACAGUCAAAUUCAAGUUGUAAAAUUGCUGUUGAAUUGCUGUACAAUUGACAUCAAUGUAAGUGAUUACACCGGUGAUACGCCAUUACAUCUAGCUGCCAAAAACGGUGACUCAAAUAUCGCCGAACUGCUGCUGCGACAUGGUGCAGAUAUUAAUUGUCGUAAUUUCAAAGGCGCGACUGCUCUCGACGAAGUCCAAGAUGUUUUUUGUAUGAAAAUUUUAACAUCACACAGUGCAAUUGAUAAGACUAGUUGUCAUAUUGACGAUAUUUUGUAAAUUUACAUUUGUUUUUUUAAAUUGUUUUUAUUUUAUAGUAAUAGAAUAUCAUAAACUCACGUCACAGUUCAUAAAUCGUGUAAAUAUUAUAUUUACAA